Mesorhabditis belari is the source of this 1185-nucleotide messenger RNA. Lineage: Eukaryota; Metazoa; Nematoda; Chromadorea; Rhabditida; Rhabditidae. The record is from the annotation of a GenBank genome assembly.
AUGCUCUUCUCGGGUGAUGGAACGGUGACCAUAUCGAAGAAUUCGCUCGCCAUGCUCUCCUCGGGUGAUGGAACGGUGACCAUAUCGAAGAAUUCGAUGUAUUUAUCCGUUGGCUUACUCGGGCUUUUUGUCAUGUUGGCCGUCUUCGUGCGCCGUCGCCGAAAGUAUUCGAUGGACCAUUGCGAGUGCGCGCAAUCAGCUCGACUCUUUGCUCCCGAACUGAUCGCCCCGGAUCUCGUCUUGGGCACAUCGGCGCCGAAACCCGUUCAACCGACGGUGAAAAACCGAAUCAGUCACGCGAUUCACUGGAAAAGCGCUUCCCAACAAGUGAUCGAUACUCUUAAACCGGAGGUAGUGAGCGAGAAUCGAGGGAAACUCAAUUUCUCGAUUUCCUUUGAUAAGGACAGCUCGACACUUCAUGUUCACGUGCUCGAAGCGGUCGAUUUGCCAAUUCGCGAUUUCACUGGCAGCUCUGAUCCGUAUGUGCGUGUUUUCUUGAUGCAAUACCCGAGACAAUGGGAAAGGACAAGGGUUCAUCGCCGCAAUUUGAAUCCCCGCUUCAACGAAACUCUCUCGUUUGCUGGUCAUUCAAUGAAAAAACUACACGAUAUGACACUUGUCAUGCAAGUAAUGGACUUUGAUCGAUUCUCGGCUGAUGAUCCCAUCGGUGAAAUUCUUCUCCCAAUGAAAACGGUGAAAUUCGAGCAUAGUCCUGUCUAUUGGAAACAUCUGCAACGGCCCACAGUCAGCAAGGAGCAAUGCGGAGAGUUGAUGUUAUCCCUUUGCUAUCUUCCGGAACACAACAAAAUCACCGUCUCUGUGAUUCGGGCUAAAGAGUUGCCGGCAAAGGAUAAAUUGGCUGGAAGCUCAGAUCCAUACGUAAAGCUUUGGCUGGUGCAACAGGGGAAUAAAAUGGAGAAAAGAAGGACAGCUGUGAAGUCACAGACUCUGAUGCCGAUUUUCAACGAGUCUUUCGCGUUUCCCGUGCCAAGCCGAGAAAUGCUGACGAGUGACGUGAAUCUGGUGGCUACGGUGAUGGACUAUGAUCUGAUCGGGACAAAUGACGAGAUUGGACACGCCAUUUUGGGCCCUCUUGGCUCAGAGCUUGGGGCUAGUCAUUGGAAACAGAUGUUGGACCAUCCCGAAACACCGGUAGCUCAUUGGCACAAAUUGAACCCGAAAUGG